Molecule: messenger RNA, 534 nt
Organism: Cryphonectria parasitica EP155
Lineage: Eukaryota; Fungi; Ascomycota; Sordariomycetes; Diaporthales; Cryphonectriaceae
Exons: 3
Coding region: 1-534 (177 amino acids)
Source: RefSeq, a predicted model, not a curated record
AUGAUGUUUAACCACAACCUCGUCUCCAAGGUUUUCGCCCCCAUGGCCGCCCUCCUGGCCUCAGUCACUGCCACGGAUGCCCCUCUCCCCAUGGCCACCGGCUUCUCCUCCUAUUGCGACCCAACCUCUAUCGGCUUCUACGACAGCGCGCAGACCCAGCUCACGGCCAUGUGUUCGGCUGCCGGCGGUGCCGGUGUCCUCUAUGAGUCCUAUCUCGAUCUGAACCUGUGCUUCGUCAACGUCAAGGGUUCUCUGUACCUCCGCAUGAACGGAGGCGCUCUGCACUCCUGCACCUGCGAGAUGGGCGACCAGAUCACCAGUUGCCAGUUCCACUGCGGCAUCACUCAGGCCGAGUGCUCUUGCCACAAUGGCCACGGCAACAUUGUCAACAACCCUUUCGAUUUUAAUUCCUACAUCGGCCUCGCUGACGACGGCGAGGGUCAUGUCGUGCUGAGCUGCCAGGACGCUGGCACCAUCGCGGUUGGCACGUUCACUCGCUGUGUCGAUUUGGGCGAUACUGUCGAUUGUCCUUGA